Oryctolagus cuniculus (rabbit) is the source of this 6264-nucleotide messenger RNA. The record is from RefSeq and is a predicted model, not a curated record. Lineage: Eukaryota; Metazoa; Chordata; Mammalia; Lagomorpha; Leporidae.
UCUACCAUGGGGCGAUGCAGCUUCACGGCUCUUGCCAGGUGUGUACCCCGGAUCCUGAGUCUCUGUGACGUCUCAGGUGCUCUGUGACAGCAACACAAAGCAGACUGCGACACUCUCCCUCCCCCACCACCUCUGUCCACUUCUGGGUUUGCUCCCCUAACUCUCCCAGAAAGAACUGUGGGAAGUUUCUAGAACAUGCAAGGCCAUCUGUUUGGCCUGCAACCCCUGGAAGCUGAGGUCCUGCUGCCCCCCCCGGAGGUGACCUUGGGAAGCACCCUGUUUUGGUCCACUCCGUUGACAGUCAACAGAGAUGAGCGCUGUCCCAGCCAUGGAGAAUGUCGGAGCAGGCAGGCAGGUGAGAAUCCCCAGGCCCAGCGAGGUGGAGUCGGUCGCCCGGGAUCACACAGUACAUUGUGGAACUUGGCGGAGCUGAUUGCAGCAGGGACCAGCUCCAACAUCUGUGCCUUUUCUGCCAUUGAUGUACGGUGUUGUCCUAACUGGUAACAAUGUCUUGAUGACAGCUUUCUUAAAAAGCUGCGUGAAGAACGCCUCGCCCAGGGUGUCAAGUGUUUUGGGAGAGAUUCAAGAUAAAAUCAUCAGAGAUACGCCCUGAAGACAUGCGGCCAUCAGGUCUCCUCUGCCGUUUGUGAGCUGCAGCUUGACUGGAUGCCAUUUGAUUAAUGACUGGAAGCUCCCUAUAAAUUUACAUUCCGUCCCUGAGCAGCCCAGAGCAAGACGGGAUCAGCCAAGGCGGUGUGUGCAUGGGUGGGAGUGGGCACGAGGUUCACACGAGAAGCUCACGCUAUCAGAGGCGAAAAUCUCCCCAAGGGCUGACCCUCGCCGCUCCUGGAGCCCCAAUCCACGCAUGUCCAGUGGGGGAGGGGCGGCCUUGCAGGAGGCCCCCACUCGGCAUUGCCCAGGUAGCAUUUCCUCCGAGGAUCACCCUGACACGCUGUUCCCGCGACCUGAGCAUCAGAGACAAGUGGCUGGAGUGCUGGUUUACACUGAGCACGGUUAAAACAAGAAGAAUUUCAGUGGUGUCAGGUGCUGGAGCGGAUGUGGAGUACGGAGGGCGUGUGUGGGUCACCUGCAGGUAUUUCACCGUGUACCCCAGGACUGAAGCUUCUGCAGAUGCUGGAGCCUGCGGGAGUUCUAGAACCAACCCCUCACAGACACCAAGGGACAACGCGAGAAGUUCCUGGUGAAAUAGGAUUAAAAGAUGAGUUUAUUUUGGUGCAAAAUUUUGAAAUCCACGCAUAAUUUUUUUGUAGUAUACCUUUUCCAUGAACUCUUUGAAAAGCCUUCGUGUGUGCUAUUAUCAUAAGAUAUUUACUUUGGAUAGGAAAAAAUAGACUGAAUAUUACAGACCCGAUAAAGAUGCACUGAGAAUUCUGAACAAGGGCGGCCACAUUAACAUCCCACAUAGUAGACAUAAAAGUGAGGAAUAUCGCCAUGAAGAGGCACAGUUUGUACACAGGACAGGAUAACUCUGCUUUUUUGCCUUGCAAUAGCUUUGCUGUGAGUGAAAUCAAGUUUACCAAUGUGCUUCCUUACGGCGCCUGGGUUUUGAGUUUUCUCACUUCUGCAUUAUAGACAAAGUCAAUUAUCUUUCUCCUCGUACUUGUAAGUUUUUUUUUUUCACAUUUACAUCUCUGACCCAUUUUCCCCAGAAUUUAAAAAAUAGAAUGGCCAUUAGAAGUGUUUGCCUCCAAAUCUGUAAAGGGUCUCCAUUCAGCAGGAUUGAAUCACGCUGGUAACUGACGUGUAUUGCCACUUGCAUUUCCUUGUGCAUUCAACGGAUAACCAAUCAGUGUAAAAUUUGAAGACAACGCUCUCCAAAUGGUUUCUCUUUCUGGGAACAAAUGGUGGGGCACUUCCAGGUGUGAAUCAGCUCACAGUCCUCCAAGGUUUCUGGAAGGUUCCUUGGAGGUCAGCAGGUCUUCCCAGCAGCCAGGGGCUGUGGAUGCCUGCAAGGGGGAGGGGUCUGCACACUUGACACCAAGGGGUCUCCCUGUGUGGCUCUUCAUGUCUGUAAUUUGUGAAUGGCCCAUUUUAUGGAAACUGGAGCAGUUGGUAGUUUUGACUUCUCAGAGAACACACAGCCAGGGUCAGAACACACAGCCGGGGUCAGAACACACAGCCAGGGUCAGAACACACAGCCGGGGUCAGAACACACAGCCAGGGUCAGAACACACAGCCGGGGUCGGAACACACAGCCAGGGUCAGAACACACAGCCGGGGUCGGAACACACAGCCAGGGUCAGAACACACAGCCGGGGUCGGAACACACAGCCGGGGUCGGAACACACAGCCGGGGUCAGAACACACAGCCGGGGUCAGAACACAGCCGGGGUCGGAACACACAGCCGGGGUGAGAACACACAGCCGGGGUCAGAACACACAGCCGGGGUCAGAACACACAGCCGGGGUCGGAACACACAGCCAGGGUCAGAACACACAGCCGGGGUCGGAACACACAGCCGGGGUCGGAACACACAGCCGGGGUCAGAACACACAGCCGGGGUCAGAACACAGCCGGGGUCGGAACACACAGCCGGGGUGAGAACACACAGCCGGGGUCAGAACACACAGCCGGGGUCAGAACACACAGCCGGGGUCGGAACACACAGCCAGGGUCAGAACACACAGCCGGGGUCGGAACACACAGCCGGGGUCGGAGCACACAGCCAGGGUCGGAACACACAGCCGGGGUCAGAACACAGCCGGGGUCAGAACACAGCCGGGGUCAGAACACACAGGCGCAAGUUUCCUCUGCCUUCUGUUCUGACCCUUCCACCAAGAUUUGCUGCUGUGCUGUUCCUUAAAAAAAAAAAAAAAAAAAAAAAAAAAAAAAACAACGGUUUGGAUAUCCACAGUUACUAGCAAGCAGUAGAUAUAAAUAGGAGUGUGUGCAGGUAUGUGACGUGUGUCCCAGCACAGCUCCGUGAUCAGCAAGUGUGCAGUGUACGAAGCUCUGGCAACCAAAGUUGCAUGAGUUUAAAACGUUACAGGCGGGGCUGGCGCUGUGGUGUAGCAGGUGAAAGCCACCGCCUGCAGUGCUGGCAUCCACGUGGGCGCUCGUUCAAGUCCCGGCUGCUCCACUUCCCAUCCAGCUCUCUGCUGUGGCCUGGGAGAGCAGUGGAAGAUGGCCCAUGUCCUUGGGUCCCUGCACCCACGUGGGAGACCUGGGAAGAAGCUCUUGGCUCCCGGCUUCGGAUCGGCACAGUUCCGGCUGUUGCGGCCAAUUGGGGAGGAACUGGCCGAUGGAAGACCUCUCUCUCUCUCUCUCUCUCUCUCUCUCUCUUUCUGCCUCUUCUCUCUCUGUGUAACUCUGACUUUCAAAUAAAUAAAUAAAUCUUAAAAAAAUAAAAAAUAAAAUAAAAUGCUACAGGCAUCAAUCUUGGGGGAAACACAUAUUGGGAACACAAUGUGGUUAUGCAAGGCUUUAGCGCACCUGAAAACAGGUGUGUAUCCUUGCCAUUAAACUGGCACCUGUUUUUAGUUCAUCUGUGAGAGGGUGGGCCUCCCAAGAAGUCUGGCUUCGGAAAUCAGGGUCUUCUGGCUUAGUUGAGUGUCCUGCCUUGGCUUCCUCAGGGCUAACUGGUCAGGGACACCCAUUUAGGCUCGGAACGUCUCCAUAUGGAAGAUCAUGAUGAGAUAAUCUUUGCACCUUAGCAGUUUCUGUAGGGCUCACAUGGGUAAUUUAUGUGCGAUUCGUAAAUGGGUUUUCUGGUUGUGGGAUGUGAAUCCCAGCUGUACACUUAGCUGUGCCACUCAACCUGCUCUGUGCUUCAGUUUCCCCACCCACAAAGUAAAGAUAACAACAAGCCCUGCCUGUAAGGCGGUGAAGGCUAUGUGAGUUAGUUCGUAUGAGUCGAGCAGGGUACAGUCUGGCUCCGGUUAUUACAAAUGGCAGAAUGUGUAGAGAUGGCCAGGCACUGCCGAAUCAACCCGCAAUCUGUGCUGUGUCCCUGGCACGUGCCAGGCGUGUUCCUGGCACGUGUGCGUUGUUCGACCCUCGCAGCAUUCCUGGGAGUUGUGUGCCUUUUUCCACGGAGGAAAGAAAGCAGCACCCAGGAGGUUUAUGAAUGCAGGUUCCCCGAAGUCACCCUGGUGACAGACACGAGUCCGGGCGUGGAACCAACGCUCAUUGCUGCUCUGCUCCACUGGGUUUGCUCUCAGCAGGGGGCACAGCCAUCUGCAAGAAAUCCCCUCCUCCCCGGGCAGCUCCUCCUGGUGCCAAGGCACUCGCUGCUUUGCUGAUUUGCCCUGAGGGUCAGGGCCUGCUCCCCAGAGGACCCCCCGGCUCCUCUCCUCAAACCACGCCCCCUCCAGGCUGGCACGCACCUGCCCGUCUCCAGGAAACACACCCACCGUCUCCUGCUCCAAGCCUUGGUGUCCCACUGCCGGCACUCGGACAUUCCCAUCCGCUUUCUCUUUGAGCAAACACAAGACGGGGCUCGGAAAACCACCUCAAGGACCUCAGUUGAUCUUGUCGUCAGUGGGUUGUGCUGACAGCGACAGGAGGCAGGACAUUCACACUCAGGGGACCUCUGAAUAAGACGAAGCAGUGGACUUGGGUAAGAAUCAGCUUGGUCCGUGCCUCGUCCUUCACCGUGAAUCAGGAAUCCUCUUCCACGGUGGCUGACAUUCAGAGCAGGGAAGAAAUAGCUCCCCGAAAUGCCAGAUGACUUCUGCAGAGCCUAUUUUAAUUUCUCAGGAAUAUAACCUUUCAAUAAAAGGCUUACGUUGGCUCUAACGCUGGUAAGAAACGUUUUAGAAAAACAGUAGGAAAUCGUAAAAAUAUUUAUUGCAGGAGAGCAGGACACCCUGCAGCAGCUCCUGGAAGAGGCUGCCACCCCGGGCUCCAAGGCACGCAAAUGCCCUCGGCGCUCCCUCCUGCUGCUGGGCCUCUGCCGCUCUGGUUCCAUCCGGGACUCAUGGGAGAGGAGGAAAUGUGCCCCUCCCCCAGCUGCACCCACUCCACAUCUGCUCCCGCAGUCUCUGAUGCCAGAGAACCAGACAGACGGCCUCCACCCCCUCAAGUCUCAACCUGUGUCAGGGUCGACUUCCAGGGCUUCCAAGGGCCCCUCUCAGAGUCUCCAGGUUAACCUGCCCCAAUCUGCUAAUGAGGACCCAACUGUGUUUCCUGCCCAACAGCGUGGCCUCCUCCCUGCAGAGGAUCAUGGGUAAGGGGAUGCUGGUUGAGCGCCGCCUAUGGUACAUGGUUCUGGGUCAUGGGUUAGCAAGCUUUCUGCAAAAACCAGGAAGCCGAUGAUUUAGGCCUUUCAAGCUACACCUGGUCUCUCUCGCUUAGUCUUUGUUUUCUGUCUUGCCUUGUUCACAAACCUUUAGAAACACAAAAAUCAUUCUUAGCUCAGGGUGGUGUCCACGCAGGCAAUGGCCUGGACGUUGCACUUGAUUCACUCCCUGGUGAUGCCGAGACCACAUGGUGAUGAGAAAGGCCUGCAGGGCCCCGGCGGCAGAGAGCAAUGAGGAGAGAAGUACGUGUUCCUCUGGGGGAGGAGGUCAGGCCAAGCCCAGGGAGGGCUUCCUGGAGGAGGCAUGCUGCUGUCUGGCCUCUGCGGUGGGCACUCAGGCAGGUGAAGCUGUGUGUGCAAAGGGGUGUGGCAGGAAAGGAGCGGCUGGAGCCAGGCCCUGUGUGGCCUGAGCUGGGGCAGAGGCCUGGAGCCCGAGGCCUCCGGAGAUGGGUCAGCCACUUGGGUAGACAGCAGCUGGGAGCCGCUGAGGGUCAUGAGCCAGGAUGCAAGAGUUCUUUAGCCCGGGGCUGCAGGGGUGGGGGGUGUUCGGAGGCCCCCCAGGUGCUGCCCAGCGGGAGGCAGCGCAGGGAUGCAGGAGAGAGAGGAUGGGGCUCAGACUCCUCCCCUGACCUGGAAAUUUAUCAGCGAGGUGGUACCAGGGAACUGCUUGGAGAAGGGGGAGGGGACCUGAAGAUCAGCCUGGGCGGCCCCCUCCUCCCACAGCCCUGAGGAUCCUCCCAAUAUGAACUGAGCACCCAAUGCCCCCCACCCCCAACUUGCCGAUGGGAAGCUAAGUGGAGUGACUCAGACAAAGGGGAGGCAUGGAGCCUGUGCUGGUGCCCACCCGCUCUGGGCUUGCACACCCCACACCACCGCAUACUCAUGACCUCGUCCUGCUUCUCCUGAGAGCCUGCCAUCAGUCCCCAUCUGUGUGUCUUGAGAAUAAGCACCCCACAGUGUGUUUUGUCCACAGGGAGCCAACGUCCAGUUGGGGGCACACAGG